UGGGAUCUCUCAUUCUCUCUACUAGCAAAUCCAGCCUUUGACAAAUGACAACACCCCCACUAACUCUCCGAUUAAUUUCCCCUCUUAUUUAAAUCUCUCUUUCUCCCUUUUUUUAAACUUACUUCUAAACCUCUCCCUUUCCCUCCCCCCUUUCUCCCCUACAACCAAACAUGGCUUUCCAUUCCCCUCCAACAGACCUGGAAACCACCCAACCCCUCCUCCACACCGCCCACAACCCCACCCAAGCCCGACCCGAACCCGAACCGAACUCCUCAACCCAUCACAAACCCAUCAAAGGGGCCGUAGUAAUAAGCGUCUCAUGUAUGGUAAUACUCACCUUAAUGGGAAUCAUCUUUAACGAUGGAAAGACUAUCUCAUUGUCGACGGAAACCACCAGAGCUCCGUCGCAGGAGGCGGCGGAUAUGGCGGCGGCGGAGGUGGUGGUGGUUUCUAGAGGGAUAAAAGAAGGCGUUUCGGAGAAGGUUUUCCGAUUAGAAGGAGUUUCGUUUCCGUGGACGAAUGAAAUGCUGAGGUGGCAGCGGAGUGGGUUCCACUUUCAGCCGGAGAAGAAUUGGAUGAAUGAUCCUAAUGGUCCACUAUAUUACAAUGGAUACUACCAUCUAUUCUACCAAUACAACCCAGAUUCAGCUGUUUGGGGCAACAUAACAUGGGGCCAUGCAAUUUCAACGGACAUGAUUCAUUGGAAAUACCUCCCUCUUUCAAUGGUACCAGAUCAAUGGUACGACAUCAACGGUGUAUGGACAGGGUCAGCUACAAUCUUGCCAGAUGGCAACAUCAUGAUGGUCUACACAGGUGAUACUGAUAAAUUUGUACAAGUCCAAAAUCUAGCAUACCCUGCCAACUUAUCGGAUCCUCUCCUUUUAGAAUGGGUCAAGUACUCCGGUAACCCGGUUUUGACCCCACCAGAGGGUAUUGGGGCUAAGGAUUUCCGGGACCCAACCACGGCGUGGGUGGGACCCGAUGGGAUGUGGAGGAUCGUGAUCGGGUCGAAAAAGGGUAAAACGGGAAUUACACUUGUGUAUAAGACUAAGGAUUUUAAGUCGUAUGAGCUUGAAGGGAACUUACAUGGGGUUCCAGAUACGGGUAUGUGGGAGUGUGUGGAUUUUUACCCGGUUUCGACAACGGGUCAUAAUGGGCUUGAUACUUCGGCGUACGGGCCGGGUAUGAAGCACUUGCUAAAGGCUAGUUUGGAUGAUACUAGGGAGGAUGUUUAUGCAUUGGGGACUUAUGAUGUGGAAACUCAAACUUGGACACCCGAUAACCCGGAAAUGGAUGUGGGUAUCGGGUUGAGAUUGGAUUAUGGGAAAUUUUAUGCAUCAAAGACUUUCUUUGACCAGAAGAAACAAAGGAGGAUUUUGUGGGGUUGGGUUGGAGAGUCUGAUACUGAGGCUGAUGAUUUGUUGAAGGGUUGGUCUUCUUUGCAGUCAAUUCCAAGAGUUGUGACUUAUGAUGCUAAGACUGGAACAAACGUACUUCAAUGGCCAGUUAAGGAAUUGGACUCCUUGAGAACAGACAGCACAAAAUAUGGUAAUCUUGUAUUACAACCAGGAUCAACCAUUAACCUUAACAUAACCUCUGGUGCUCAGUUGGAUGUAAGUGCUGAAUUUGUGGUGGAUCAAGAAGCACUGAAAUCAACCGUUGGAGAUGAUGUGAUCAACAAUUGCAGUUCUGCAGCUGUUAGGCAGGCUUUGGGCCCGUUUGGGCUUCUGGUUUUGGCUGAUGAAUCCCUCUCUGAGUUCACUCCUGUUUACUUUUACAUUGCUAAGGCAUCUGAUGGAUCUGUUAAGAACUGGUUCUGCACUGAUCAAUCAAGGUCAUCAAAGGCUUCCACUGUUGAUAAAAAAAUAUACGGCGGGCCAGUACCAGUUCUAGAGGGUGAAAAGUACAGAAUGCGGUUACUUGUCGAUCAUUCGAUAGUCGAAGCCUUUGGGCAAGGAGGGAGAACAUGUGUAACAUCUAGAAUAUACCCAACAAAGGCAAUCAAUAGAGAGGCUAAGGUGUUUCUCUUCAACAAUGCUACGGACUCGAGCGUGACGGCCUCCGUCAAGAUAUGGAAACUAGACUCGGCUCAUUUGGGUCCUUAUAGGUUUUGAUUAAGGAAAACUUGUGUUAAUAUGAUCCAUUUUUUGUACCAAUUUAUAUCACAAAGGGGAAACACACACACAAAAAAGUUUUUGUUGUUGUUGUGGAGGAAGUGUUGUAUUGAUCACAAGUUACUUGAUUCUAUAUGGUUCUUUGGAGGGAAAAGGCCCAAAAGGUAUAUAUUGUUGGGUAGUUAUUGGCAUUUACAAAUGUAUUGGGCUUAUGUUACAUGAUUAUAUAUUCAAAUGAGGGUCACUUUGUGGCAUUCACAAUCGGUCCGAAGCCCAAGAAGGAGGAGAAUUGCGGUAGGUUUGGUGGCCAGCGUAAAACAUAGUCACAUUUUAUGGACAUGAAUCGAAAUUUAGAUAUCGUGGGGGUAUGUCUUAUGUAUUUGCACCUCUCUUUAAACCGCCCUAUCUUGUUUAUUGGUCCCUAUUUUUCGUGUCUUAUUACCCUCACCUUUAA
Molecule: messenger RNA, 2568 nt
Organism: Spinacia oleracea (spinach)
Lineage: Eukaryota; Viridiplantae; Streptophyta; Magnoliopsida; Caryophyllales; Amaranthaceae
Product: beta-fructofuranosidase, soluble isoenzyme I
Exons: 7
Coding region: 171-2114 (647 amino acids)
Biological process (GO): carbohydrate metabolic process
Molecular function (GO): beta-fructofuranosidase activity
Source: RefSeq, a predicted model, not a curated record